CCAUUUUUUACUAAAGGCAUCCGUGUUGAUUUAUGGUACGGAUUUCGCUUUUGUUCCCAGUCUGUUUACUGAGUUCAAAAUAGACAAGUCAAUUUAGAUAAGUCGUGGGGUGGCUGCCGGUUACACACCAUUCAAUCAAAUGCUUUAUUUCUGCCUCGGUUCUUGUAAAUUACACACACGCUUUCUCGUUUAGACUGAUAUAUGGCUGUCGAUAAAGGAAGCUAGUAGACAAUCAUGUUGUCUGAGCAGCAGUUGACCCUUUCACCAUCGGUAUGAUCAUCAAGUUGUAGAGGAAACGUUGCACUUAAUUGACUAAAUGUCUGUUUGAUUCAAAACAAUGGAGUUAACGGACGUAUUCGUGUUGAACACAAGGAUUCUAUAGGUCUGUCGCAUUGAUUUGAUCAACACUUUUCAAAGAACCAUUGAUUUGUACAAAGGAUAGAUACUUAGGCGUUUAGAUAUCAACGAGUACGUAUAUUUGCCUGACGUCACAAUGAUGACAUCCCUAAAGUCUAAUGGAUCAUCCGCAAAUUUUACUCUUUUGAAGAACAUGCCGAAUUCAGAAGAGGGUGUAUAACGAGGAUUCACCUAAAGAACUUACAUCGUUUCCCGUCAUUGCGGACGAAGUAAUCGUUUUAAUAAAGUGAAGUUUUGUGUAAAAAGUAUCAACUAUGGAGCCAGUAGCCAAUGUGACUUUGAACGGUUCUGAUAUGGAUGCAGUGAGCCGCCCUUUCAAUAUAGCCACGGUAACCCUGGCUGCAAUUGCAGCAGGUUUUGCCAGUCUGUUCACCGUGGCAGGAAACCUUCUGGUCAUCAUUGCCUUUGCGCGAGAGCGUCGUUUACGCAUCAUCGGCAAUUACUUUGUUUUAAGCAUGGCUGUGGCUGAUGCUUUGGUGGGUUUGAUCUCCAUGCCAUUCUAUACUACAUAUCUUCUGCUAGGUGAGUGGCCAAUGGGUCCUCAUGUAUGUGAUGUAUGGUUGUCAUUAGACUAUGUCUGCUGCGCUGCAUCGGUACUUGGUAUCUUCCUUAUUAGUGUCGACCGAUACAGGUCACUGUCUGCUCCUAUGACCUACCGACAUCAAAUGACUCGACCACGAGCAAUGGCCCUCAUUCUGGCAACUUGGGUUAUUUCAUUACUCCUCUUUGGUGUGCCCAUAAUCGGAUGGCAGUAUUUUGAAGGAAACAGAACGGUAGCAUUAAAUAUGUGCGAUGUUCAAUUUGUAAAUAAUCCGUACUUCACUGCAGGAUCAAUUAUUUUGAUAUACUGGAUGCCAUUGUUUGUGAUCCUGGUAUUAUAUACUCGCAUUUACCUCUUAACGCGUAAACUGACGCGAAGUCAGGCAAGGCUAAUUGGCAGGCUCAGUAUGCGCACCAAAAAGAAGAGGCGAAGUCGGACGGAAACGAACGCAACGAUGACCGAUGUGUUUCCUUCGCGAACAGAGAAUGGAACACAUCGAGUGUCCGGUCCAACAGACUCUGAUGAUACUCCACAGGAUCCGGGUCCUUAUGUACCUGAUACGGCUUCUUCUGAGAUGGGCAAGGAGUAUGAUACUAUUAGUCCCUUGCCACAGAGGUGUAACUCGGCAGAUGAGAGUGAUGACUUCGACGUCAAUAGCAACGGUGGAGAUAAAACUCCUGACAAUUAUAACAAGAAAGCAAAUUGGGCAACAUCUAUGCGCAGUGACAAUAAUUCUGUAUAUUCGGACUGUGACGCCGAGACUCAUCCUAUGAAACGACCAAACAGCUGCUCAUCCCUCAAUUCUGAUCGCAAGGGUCUUAAAUCAGCAAUGAGCAACUUCAAGCACAAGGAUCAUCAUCUAGGCAAGGCACUCUCAUCUGUCUUGGUUAAUUUACGUGAAGCAAAAGCUGUCAGAACCCUGAGCACCAUUUUAGGCUUCUUUAUUCUGUGCUGGACACCUUAUAGUAUCUUGAUCAUCGUCAAGGGUUUCUGUAACCCUUGUGUGAAUGACAGCCUUUUUUCUUUUAGCUACUUCCUCUGUUAUAUUAAUAGUACUUUAAACCCUGUGUGUUACGCAUUUGCUAAUCGAGACUUUAAAAUCGCUUUCAAGAAAAUUCUUACAUGCGGCAAACGUCGUUACGAGUGGAAAGAUGUCUUCUGAGACAGAACAAACGCUCGUUCCAUCGUACGUCCGUUUGUCUAAUGGAGUUGCGGCCGACAAGAGAAAAAAGAAACGUUGCCAGGGUUCUGGUGUGGGUCUUCCUCUUACGCUUAAAUCCAAUUGGAGGUAAGGACUAAGUGAAUUAGAAAUGGAGCGCUUGAAGUCGAAGCUGGGAGGGUAGGAUUGAUACAGACCAUGAAGAAUAAGGCCAUCUGGGAGUAGAUCGUGUACUAGUAUGCGCUCAGCAAAGAAAAUCACUCAAUCCCUUGGAGGAAUCAACCCACAGUCAUACAGAAUCUCAAGUGGAACUGGGAAUGGGUUUAACUGAACUAUCCAAUAUGCGUGUUUAUCCUGACGAGAGGCUAAAAGGAGAUAUCUUUUACAAUGGAGAACUGUGUCCUUUUAGGAUUCCAGGAUUUCAGAAUUUCCGUCACGUCGCCAGCUGUGUAGAGUAUUUUGAUCAAAGUAAAGAACGACAGGUCACAAGCGCCGUGACUUAAAGAUAAAGUUGAGUUCUGGUCAUGCGAUUGCAUUGUGAAAAAAAAAACGGUGUGGAAUCUAUCAGAAAAGGUUGAUUAU
This is a messenger RNA of Strongylocentrotus purpuratus (purple sea urchin), 2699 nucleotides long. Its product is annotated as muscarinic acetylcholine receptor gar-2. Gene Ontology annotation, biological process: adenylate cyclase-activating adrenergic receptor signaling pathway. The transcript is spliced from 2 exons. The record is from RefSeq and is a predicted model, not a curated record. Gene Ontology annotation, molecular function: G protein-coupled acetylcholine receptor activity. Lineage: Eukaryota; Metazoa; Echinodermata; Echinoidea; Camarodonta; Strongylocentrotidae. Gene Ontology annotation, cellular component: plasma membrane. Bases 672 to 2120 code for a protein of 482 amino acids.